UUCUCACUAAGCUAAAGCCUAAAGGGGGGAAUUUGCCAAAAAGAUACAUGCUUUUUGCAUGGAGGCAGCUAAAGCUACAUCAUCUAUGAUGAUGGUGAUCGCCCCACCAGAUUCUCCCUUUAAUCUCUCUCUCUCUCUCUGUGUUAAAAUCAAGUCUCUCGUGAUUCUGCCAUCUGGGUCUUCUCUGAAAUCCAUGGCUUCCGUACCCCAUCGAUUGACAUGAGCACCCAGGAUCCUUGGCAAAGUGAUGCGCUAGGAAACAUUUCAAUCUACGCAUGGUGAGGCAUUAAGAAAAUUUUGAAAACUAUAAUUGAGAAUAUAUUGUUAGAAUUGAGGAGUAACCUUAUGUUCUGAUUACUUUCUAGAGUGGGAAUUCCAGAAACAUAGCCGUAUCAGGAUUCAUGGGGGCCGCAAACUCUAGAAUAGAAGAAGAUAAGGCUUCAGUGCUUUGCCGGGAGAGAAAGAAGCUUGUUAAAGAAGCACUUGAUGGCAGGUGCUUGUUAGCAGCCACUCAUGUUGCAUAUAUAGAGUCACUGAAAAUUGUGGGAACUGCUUUAUGGAGAUAUGUUGGACCUGAAGCUCCAGUUGAAUCUUCCUUGCUCACUUCUACUAGUGCAACUCCAGAUCCACUUACGCUAAAUGACAAGUCCUUUUCCCAGUUCUCAUAUUCUCCCCCGUCCAUGUCACAGCAUGUGGAUGCAACUGGAAACCUUUCGCCAUCACCUUCUCCACCCACCUCUAGCCGUUAUCAGGAAAAUCAUAUGAAAUUCGGAGGUUCUUUUUCCAGAAAAAUUGAAACAAAACUCUCUGUACCUGUUACAGGUUGCAUUCUUUCUUCAAGUACCCCACAGAGCGACACAUUGUACUCGACUGGAGGACCUGAAGCAUCACCCUCUGGAACUCCUUCACUCAAACCUGAAACUCCACAGUGGGACUACUUUGGUCUUUCCCAUCCAAUUGACGAUCACUUUUCUUCACAGGAAGGGAGGGGAUUAAACCAAGGGUUCAGGAAUGGUGAUAACACAAGACUGUUUAUGGAAAAGGAUGGGUUUCCUGAGCAGGAAGAAGGAGAAGAGACAAUUUCUUCUCCUGGAAUGGAGAAGUCUCAGGAAUCGGAAGAUGAAUUUGAUGAGCCACCUACUGAUAUGCUGGUACGAACUUUUGUAAAUGUUAAUAGGGAUCCAGGCCAUGGUGGUACUAGUGAACUUCCAUCUGCAGAAAGAGUAAAUUCAGCAAGCAUGCUUUUGAAUGGGGGCAAAAGAAACUCUCCUGAUUUGUCACCAUCAAGACCCACGUCUUCCGGAGUUGCAAUUCUCAAUGAUAAGAAAAGAGGGAUGGCUAACCGGGAUGCCCAAGAAAAUAGGGAUACUUCUAAGGACUUUUUUUCAAGCAUGAGAGAAAUUGAACAUCUAUUUAUGAAAGCCUCGGAGUCUGGACAAGAAGUUCCACGGAUGCUUGAAGCAAAUAAGUUCCAUUAUCGUCCAAUUUUUCCUGGAAAAGAACGUGGAUCGAUGACUUCAACAUUAUUGAAAAAUUGUUUCUCUUGUGGGGAAGAUCUCAACCAAGUUCAGGAAGAGCCUGCUGAAGCUUCUGUAAAGUACUUAACUUGGCAUCGGACAUUGUCAUCCCGUUCCUCUUCAUCCAGAAAUCCUCCUGGCUCAAGAGAUGACAUGGAGGAGUUCACAAGUAAUCUCUUUGUUGACUUCUGUAUGAUCUCUGGAAGUCAUGCCUCUACCUUGGACAGACUAUAUGCCUGGGAGAAGAAGCUUUAUGAUGAAGUCAAGGCAAGCGAGCAGGUCAGGAGGGAGUAUGAUCGGAAGUGUAAACUUCUUAGGCAGCUAGAAUCUAAUGUAGAAAGGUCCAACAAGAUUGAUAAAACUCGAGCUGUUGUGAAGGACCUGCACUCAAGAAUCAGAGUUGCAAUUCACAGAAUUGAUUCAAUAUCAAAGAAAAUUGAAGAAUUAAGAGACCAAGAGCUGCAGCCACAACUUGAGGAGUUGAUUGAAGGGUUAAGGCGGAUGUGGGUAUUGAUGUUUCAAUGUCAUCGGCAUCAGUUCAACAUUAUAUCAGCUGUUUAUGACAAUGCCAACUUCAAAAUCUCUUCACCGUCAGAAGCAGGCAGAUUGGUGACCAUCCAUCUUGAAAGUGAACUGAACUCUCUAUCUUCAAGUUUUACAAAGUGGAUUGGUGCUCAGAAAAUAUAUUUGAAAGCCAUAAAUGAUUGGCUAUUCAAAUGUGUUUCUCUUGCUCAGAAAUCUUCCAAGAGGAAACGGAAGAUGCAACCUCCACCAUUACGAAAGUUUGGCCCGCCCAUUUAUGUCACAUGUGGUGUUUGGCUGGACGCACUUGGUACCCUUCCCACCAAGGAAGUUGCAGAUUCUACAAAGUUCUUGGCAUCAGAAAUCACCCGUCAUUUACCUCGUCAAGAGAAGAACGAAGGGAAGGGUAUGCAUCCUCAUUCAACAUCCGGGCAGGCAGGCAGCAACCCUGACAUAGCCAUCAAUUUAUUGAGUGACGACACCUCUGAGGAUCAUACAGCUGGUAAUGAACGUUUCAAGUCAGCCUUAGUCAAUUUUAUUGGUCACUUGAAUAUCUUUUCUGAGUCUUCAGUGAAGAUGUUUACUGAUCUCCAAAAGGCUAUUCAAGAAGCCAAGAUUAGUUAUGAUCAGUUGAAGUCCCAACAGGGAAUACCCUUAACAAAACAAGAAAAAUAAAGAAAUUGCAUGUAGAGAAUCAGCAAACACCACAGACAAUUGUGGGAUACCGAAUGAUUUUGGUACAAGGCGAGAGAAUAAUUUCUGGCAUUUGUGGAUGGGGAACAAAUAAAUGACUUCCUUGGGGGUUAAUUGCAUGUUUUACUUGGGCUGGAAUAAAAAGGGCUGGUUAAUUCUAUUGUUACUUGAAUGGGGAAGUUGUAAAAGGGGUGGCUUUUUGGCUCAAAUCUGUCAUCAUUUGGCUAUUGCAUUGUUAAGAGCUGUCAGUGACAUGUUAGGCACUGUAUAGUUCAUCCAAACAUGAGGAGCUAAGGUGCAACUUCACCCCCUCAUUUAUUCUUAUAUAUUCCAUUUCAAUAAUAUCUCUGUGUUCCCUUA
Diospyros lotus (date-plum) is the source of this 3092-nucleotide messenger RNA. RefSeq names its product nitrate regulatory gene2 protein. The record is from RefSeq and is a predicted model, not a curated record. Lineage: Eukaryota; Viridiplantae; Streptophyta; Magnoliopsida; Ericales; Ebenaceae. The transcript is spliced from 7 exons. Bases 402 to 2714 code for a protein of 770 amino acids.